Molecule: messenger RNA, 792 nt
Organism: Durio zibethinus
Lineage: Eukaryota; Viridiplantae; Streptophyta; Magnoliopsida; Malvales; Malvaceae
Source: RefSeq, a predicted model, not a curated record
CCUGAGUUAUUAUGGGCCGGAAAGAGUCCAGUUGGCAGAAAAAGCUUUGGAGCUGGAAGGGCUAGGGUUGCAAAGCAAGGCCCUUCAAAUCUUCGAUCCAAGUCGAGGAUUCAAGAAUCAAGAACUAACCAACAGCGCUGACUGCAAACAGAAUCGGGAAAAUUACCGUUUAAUUGCACUGGCUAACGAGACAAAAAGAGUUGAAUCGUAAACCAAGUUUUAAAUUAGAUUCCAGGGUUGUUAAUAAACCCUUCAAAAACCCCCAACAAGAACAAGAGACGAAAACCCUUUGUUACUUCCAGGCUCAUCAAUCAACCCAUCAAGAAAAAAUGGAAACCCCACCUCUCUCUCCGAAGGAAUCCCGCAUUAACCGCUACAAGCCCAUUUGGCGUAUUCUCCUGAUUUCCAAUCUCGCUCUUGGAGCAUAUAUGUUUGCAAAGGCAAGAAGGAAGAAUUCAAGCAUUAUAGAUAACAAACCGGCUAAAACAGGGGCAGAGCAUGGCAAGACUGAAACUGAAUCAGAUGUUUCUUCUCAUCCCGUGGCAACUGCCUUAGUCUAUGAGGAACCACCAAUCCUUCCGGUCAUUGCACAGCCCACAAAGGUUUUGGAGCCCAUUAGUGAAGAUCAGCAGCGUGAACUUUUCAAGUGGAUAUUGGAAGAGAAAAGAAAAGUAAAGCCUAAUGAUCCUAAAGAAAGGAAAAGAAUUGAUGAAGAGAAGGCUGUUCUCAAACAAUUUAUUCGUGCAGAAUCUAUUCCUAGAAUUUGAUUCACACGUCUCGUUUUAUUUGACA